AUGUCUGCCAAAGCCGAAAAGAAGCCAGCCUCCAAAGCCCCAGCUGAGAAGAAACCAGCGGCCAAGAAGACCGCGUCUUCCAUGGACGCCAGCAAGAAGAGAGUCAAGGUCAGAAAGGAGACCUACUCGUCAUACAUCUACAAGGUGUUGAAACAGACACAUCCAGACACCGGUAUCUCGCAGAAGUCGAUGUCGAUCUUGAACUCGUUCGUCAACGACAUUUUCGAGAGAAUCGCGUCCGAGGCCUCCAAGUUGGCUGCGUACAACAAGAAGUCGACGAUCUCUGCUAGAGAAAUCCAAACCGCCGUCAGAUUGAUUUUGCCCGGUGAAUUGGCUAAGCACGCUGUCUCUGAAGGAACCAGAGCCGUGACCAAGUACUCUUCGUCGACCCAGGCCUAG
Lachancea meyersii CBS 8951 is the source of this 399-nucleotide messenger RNA. Lineage: Eukaryota; Fungi; Ascomycota; Saccharomycetes; Saccharomycetales; Saccharomycetaceae. The record is from the annotation of a GenBank genome assembly.